UCUUUCUAAGGCCACCAAAGCUUCAGAAGAACUCCUUGCGUCAUUAUUGGCAGCUUGCCCUUGCCCCCCAUUGGCUCCCUUCCUUGUCUCACAACUUGUCCCGGGCUUUGAUUGGCUCUCCUCCCCGUCGCUCACAUAGUGGGCGUGCCUGCGUUUUGUCCGGCCCUGGCUGCACCGUUGCUGAGGGGAGGAGGAGGAGGGGCCUCCAUCUUUAUUUCUUUGUUUCAAACCCUUUAAACUCGUUACUACCGUUCUCGUUUCAUGUGUUUAUUGGUGGCUUUCCGGGCGGGCAGCCCCUGGUAAGCACCGGAGCGGGUGUAAGCGGUGUCUCAGCGGACGGGGCAGGCCUCGGGCGGCGGCGGGAGGAGGCGGACACCGGGAGAAUGAAGCGGCGGAAUGCGGACUGCAGUAAACUCCGGCGCCCGUUAAAACGGAACCGAAUAACUGAUGGCAUCUACGGCAGAAGAUUUUAACCUUGCUGCUCCCAUUCACUCGCUAGACAAGGGUCCCCUAUUCUCAUGGUUGGUGGGGGAUCCCUGAGUACCUUCCUGUAUCUGAAGUUCCUUGUGGUCUGGGCCCUUGUGUUGCUGGCGGACUUUGUGCUGGAGUUUCGAUUUGAAUACCUGUGGCCAUUCUGGCUGUUCAUCAGAAGUGUGUAUGAUUCCUUCAGAUACCAAGGCUUGGCCUUCUCAGUAUUUUUUGUGUGUGUAGCAUUCACGUCAGAUAUAAUAUGUCUCCUAUUUAUACCAGUGCAAUGGCUAUUCUUUGCAGCUAGUACCUAUGUUUGGGUACAGUAUGUGUGGCACACAGAAAGAGGCGUCUGUCUACCUACAGUCUCGCUGUGGAUACUCUUUGUGUAUAUCGAAGCAGCAAUUAGGUUUAAAGAUCUGAAGAAUUUUCAUGUAGAUCUAUGUCGUCCAUUUGCUGCACACUGUAUUGGAUAUCCUGUAGUCACUUUAGGCUUUGGGUUUAAAAGCUAUGUCAGUUAUAAAAUGCGGUUAAGAAAACAGAAAGAAGUACAGAAGGAGAAUGAGUUUUAUAUGCAGCUCCUACAGCAGGCACUACCCCCAGAACAGCAAAUGUUACAGAGGCAAGAAAGGGAAGCAGAAGAAGCCGCCAAGGGUUUAUCUGAAAUGGAUUCUUCAAUACUGUUACAGCACAAUGGACUCUCAUCGAAUAAAAAAAUUUCCAGCACGUUACCAGAGCUGGAAUAUAAAGAAAAGGGCAAAGACAAGGAUGUGAAAAGACACAAUUUAGGGAUAAACAACAAUAUCCUUCAGCCCACAGACUCUAAAGUUCAAGAGAUUGAAUAUAUGGAGAAUCAUAUCAACAGUAAACGACUAAAUAAUGACUUGGGGAGUACAGAGAACCUCUUAAAGGAGGACAUGUGCACUAGUUCCUCUAAGAACUACAAGAACACCACAGGGACUGCAAAUUCAUCUCCUCGGAGCCACAGCUCAUCGAAUGGGACUAUCCCUUCUGCAACAUCCAGCAAAAAUGACAAGAAGAAAUGCACUAGUAAAAGUCCAAGCAUGCACAAAGAUCCAACAGAAAACUGUAUUCCAAACAACCAGCUUAGUAAGCCAGACACAUUAGUGAGGUUGGAACAAGAUGUCAAAAAAUUAAAAGCAGAUUUGCAGGGCAGCAGGCAGAUUGAACAGGAUCUCCGCAGUCAGAUCAAUGUACUAACAAGCACGGAGCGGGGAAUUCGAAAUGAAAUAGGGCAGCUCCGACAGGAAAAUGAGCUGCUGCAAAACAAAUUGCAUAAUGCUGUUCAGAUGAAGCAGAAGGACAAGCAGACCAUUAGUCAGCUGGAGAAGAAGCUAAAAGCAGAGCAAGAAGCUCGAGCAUUCGUAGAGAAGCAGCUGAUGGAAGAGAAGAAGAGGAAGAAAUUAGAAGAAGCCACAGCAGCCAGAGCAGUCGCCUUUGCUGCAGCUAACAGAGGUGAAUGUACAGAAACAUUAAGAAGUCGAAUCAGAGAUCUAGAGAGUGAAUGUAAAAAGUUAUCAAUAGACAUGAAGCUGAAAGAAGACCAGAUAAGGGAACUGGAGUUAAAAGUUCAGGAGCUGCGAAAGUACAAAGAAAAUGAAAAAGAUACAGAGGUGUUAAUGUCUGCACUUUCAGCCAUGCAGGAUAAAACACAGCACUUAGAAAAUAGCCUCAGUGCGGAAACCAGAAUCAAGCUGGAUUUGUUCUCUGCACUAGGUGAUGCGAAAAGACAGCUGGAGAUUGCCCAAGGACAAAUUCUUCAGAAAGAUCAAGAAAUAAAAGACCUCAAACAGAAGAUUGCAGAAGUAAUGGCUGUAAUGCCCAGCAUUGCAUACACUGCAGGGACAAGUACCCUAAGCCCAGUUUCCCCACACUACUCUUCCAAGUUUGUGGAGACUAGCUCAUCUGGGUUGGACCCCAAUGCAUCAGUUUACCAGCCACUCAAAAAAUGAAUGCCAGCUGCCAUCAGCCCACCCAGUCCCCUUUUCCCCCCACAAAUUUUGUCUGACUGGAGUCAACAUGCAAAAGCAUCUGUUGCAAUUAAAGAUGGAAUUGUAUUACAAGAACUGUAUUUGUGUUAACUUAAAAUGAAAAAGAAAAAAAAUCAAAGCUGAUAGCACCAUGUUGCAAUAGGAUGAGGUGAUUUUUGUUUCUUGUUUAUUUGAACUUUUUUUUUUUUUUUU
This is a messenger RNA of Hyla sarda, 2672 nucleotides long. It is a transcript of the gene MACO1, whose product is annotated as macoilin 1. Gene Ontology annotation, biological process: neuronal signal transduction. The record is from RefSeq and is a predicted model, not a curated record. The transcript is spliced from 12 exons. Gene Ontology annotation, cellular component: rough endoplasmic reticulum membrane. NCBI's taxonomy places the organism in Eukaryota, Metazoa, Chordata, Amphibia, Anura, Hylidae. Bases 519 to 2441 code for a protein of 640 amino acids.